AUGGCCAUGGACCACGUCGGCAUCAUGAAUUUUCUGCACACGCAUCGAGACGAAGGCUGCAUGUCCGCCAUCGCUCUCAAUGUGCUGCAUGCAUUCCGCGACCAAGUAUUCGACGACAACGACGAAGUGUUGGUAGCGCAGCUCAACGACCAGCGGGUCCAGUGCAUCGAGUACCUCGUCGUGCUACGCGUUUCACACUAA
Molecule: messenger RNA, 201 nt
Organism: Aphanomyces astaci
Lineage: Eukaryota; Oomycota; Saprolegniomycetes; Saprolegniales; Verrucalvaceae
Exons: 2
Coding region: 1-201 (66 amino acids)
Source: RefSeq, a predicted model, not a curated record